Messenger RNA from Colletotrichum abscissum, 1755 nucleotides. RefSeq lists its product as uncharacterized. NCBI's taxonomy places the organism in Eukaryota, Fungi, Ascomycota, Sordariomycetes, Glomerellales, Glomerellaceae. Bases 1 to 1755 code for a protein of 584 amino acids. The transcript has 6 exons. The record is from RefSeq and is a predicted model, not a curated record.
AUGGCCCCCUCGCCCGAAUCCGUCAUCGCUCUGGCGAAAGCCAAAGGAUACAAAAGAGACGCUCAUAAAGAUCAAGAUAGCCAGACAAACCUCGAGAGGUAUCGAUCAAACACGACGGCAAUGCAUCCGACGGUACUUCAACGGUUCGCAAUCUGGCAUUGGGGUCGGCUUAGUGAUGAAGCAGAUGCUUCUGGAGCAAUGCCACCCGAUUUCGAAAGCACUCGACAAUUCAUACUACAGAAGAAUGCGCCGGCUCCAAGUUUGACCGAAGUGAAAGAUUUCUUUCGUUUCUACAUCGAAACAAGCAGAGGUCGAAUCGCAAAGAACGGGAAGCCUACAGUGGAAUCUAUGAUUGGUAUUGCAGAGGCCUUCUAUCGAGCUUUCACUUUCGAGACCAAGACGGAGACUAGCCAGGAACAACGCAGUGAGGUCUAUCACUGGCUUCGCUAUGUUUUGCCUGCGCAGAGCAUCCUUGAGGAUGCCAAGAGGCCCAAACAUAAUCUUGAUGUCGUAGCCCUCGACCGCAUUCUCCACGUCAUCUGGAGUGAACUUGAGGUCAAUCACGACAGAAUGAGGAUCCAGUUGCACUUCAUUCUUAUGGUCUAUGCAACUACAGGGGCACGAGUCGGUGCUCUCUUCGCGGGAAACGUCACAUACAGGGAUAUCGAACUUGUUCAGAAGCGUAGAUCUGAGGGCAACGAUUACUUCUUCUUUUUCAGAUUUGAUCAAAGAUUUGUGAAGAAUAACCGUAACGUCGAAAACCAGACAUUCGGCACCACCAUGCAGGAACACCCUGUCCUUCUUCACAACGUCGAGGCUUUACUUGAGGCUCUAAUCUUCGCAGAUCAAGCUCUGUUCGGCUUAGACACCUUGGAAGACCUUUGGGACUUGGAGAUUUUACCUGACGAUAGCGAGAAUAUCCUCCGCUGGAAUGAAAAGGUGCUCGAUCUCCCAAUUCUGCGCAAAAUCGAACGGGACGGUACUGUAUCGAGGGAGCAAAUGAGCGUUGGGGUGUUUCAACGAGCGUUCCGUAGGAUAUUGGACUUGGCCGGCUACGUUGAUGUCGGAGCAUCUGUGCAUCAGAUCAGGCGCUACCUUGGGAAGAAAAUUGACGAACGGUACACUGAAGUCCAGCGGUCGCAGCAUAUUACACAGUCAGAUACGAAAAUCUUCGGUGCCAGCUACGUGGCCAACUGCUCGUCUGUGGACGGGCUCAGCGCUUUCUUCAGUGAGAACCCAGAUCAUACCGCUGCGGAAUUCUUCCAAGGAGUGGAGAAGUUUCGCGAGCAAGGAGCUCCGACAACUUUGCCUGCUGUCCGUGAGAGAGCCCUGUGGCAGAAUGAGGAGGUAGUCGCCCUUGAAAAAGAGCUCGUUUCGGUCAAAGAUUCAAGUAAAGAGCCCCAAGUCAGCAGGGCGCUUCACGGCCUGCGCCGCCGAUUGAAAGCAAAUGCUCUGACAAAGUAUCGUCGAGAAUGGGUGCGAGAGCGGCGAGAUUGGAAGGUUCUCACGAGAGGCAAAGUUCAACCAGCUUCGGGACCCGUCCGGGCUAAUCAACUUACGCCCUUCAUCCCUGAAUUAGAACGCGUCGAAAGGUUGAUGGUCUCAAUGAGCAAACUCAGCAAACCAUCCAUGCGCCAAGCCAUCCAAGAUCUCUAUAAACUGGCUUCCAAGGACUGCAUGGUCUUGUAUUAUCCCGGAGAGGAGCCUGAUGGUGGCGAUUGUCGUUUCUGCGGCACAAAUUUGUCCACGAUGUAA